Molecule: messenger RNA, 1092 nt
Organism: Knipowitschia caucasica
Lineage: Eukaryota; Metazoa; Chordata; Actinopteri; Gobiiformes; Gobiidae
Source: the annotation of a GenBank genome assembly
AUGUGUUCACAGUCGGCUGGUUCAACGUGCUCUUGCUGCUGGCUUUGCUCUUCUUGCUGUGAGAGCUGUGGACUGUCAGACUGGACCCCCCCGGCCCCCUCAGACUCUGGGCCCCUGGGAUCUUCAGACCGCACUGGGGGCAGCUCUGACUGGAUUCAGGUCUCUGUGGUGUCUGGGGUCUCUGUGGUUCUUGUGGUGUCUGGGGUCUCUGUGGUUCUUGUGGUGUCUGGGGUCUCUGUGGUUCUUGUGGUCUCUGGGGUCUCAGUGGUUCUUGUGGUGUCUGGGGUCUCUGUGGUUCCUGUGGUCUCUGGGGUCUCUGUGGUUCUUGUGGUAUCUGGGGUGUCUGUGGUUCUUGUGGUGUCUGGGGUCUCUGUGGUUCUUGUGGUGUCUGGGGUCUCUGUGGUUCCUGUGGUGUCUGGGGUCUCUGUGGUUCUUGUGGUGUCUGGGGUCUCUGUGGUUCCUGUGGUGUCUGGGGUCUCUGUGGUUCUUGUGGUGUCUGGGGUGUCUGUAGUUCUUGUGGUGUCUGGGGUCUCUGUGGUUCUUGUGGUCUCUGGGGUGUCUGUGGUUCUUGUGGUGUCUGAGGUCUCUGUGGUUCUUGGGGUCUCUGGGGUCUCAGUGGUCCCUGUGGUCUCUGUGGUUCCUGUGGUUCUUGUGGUCUCUGGGGUGUCUGUGGUUCUUGUGGUGUCUGGGGUCUCUGUGGUUCUUGUGGUGUCUGGGGUCUCUGUGGUUCUUGUGGUCUCUGGGGUGUCUGUGGUUCUUGUGGUCUCUGGGGUGUCUGUGGUUCUUGUGGUCUCUGGGGUCUCUGUGGUUCUUGUGGUCUCUGGGGUGUCUGUGGUUCUUGUGGUGUCUGGGGUCUCUGUGGUUCUUGUGGUGUCUGGGGUCUCUGUGGUUCCUGUGGUGUCUGUGGUUCCUGUGGUGUCUGGGGUCUCUGUGGUGUCUGGGGUCUCUGUGGUUCCUGUGGUGUCUGGGGUCUCUGUGGUCCCUGCGGUCUCUCAGGGUCCUCUGCGUCGGCCUCAGACUGGACCAGGGCAGCAGCAGGUUCAGGCUGAGCUACAGACACCAGAGGGAGCAGACAGUGAGGCAUGUAGCUAG